Mangifera indica (mango) is the source of this 1446-nucleotide messenger RNA. RefSeq names its product glutamate receptor 2.2-like. The record is from RefSeq and is a predicted model, not a curated record. The transcript has 4 exons. NCBI's taxonomy places the organism in Eukaryota, Viridiplantae, Streptophyta, Magnoliopsida, Sapindales, Anacardiaceae. Bases 1 to 1446 code for a protein of 481 amino acids.
AUGGCAAUCUCGGAUUUCUAUGCUACUCACUCAAAUUAUCAAACGAGAUUAUCUUUGCACUCUAUGGAAUCACAAAAUAUCAUUGGUUUGGCUUCAGUGGUUGUGAAGUUAUUGAAGAAUGGUGAAGCACAUGUGAUCAUAGGCUCAGAUUCUUUUGUUGGAAAUACAUUUCUACUUGAGCUAGGACAAAAAUCUCAUGUGCCUUUUGUUUCAUUCUCCAAGUCAGGCCCUACUCUCUCCUCCACACAAAACCCUCAACUGAUCCAUAAAACUCAAAACUUCUCGUCAGUGAAAGCAAUUGCCGCCAUUUUACAAGAAUUUGAAUGGAGAGAAGCUGUUCUUAUCUAUGAAGGUAAUGAAUAUGGCAGUCGAAUCAUUCCUUAUUUCAUUGGUUGUUUCCAAGAUACAGGCAUUCGGGUAGGGCACAUUAGCGCAAUCUCUAAUUCAGCUGAUGAUUAUGAAAUAUUAAGAGAAUUGAACAUGCUGGCCACCAUGCAGACAAGAAUUUUCGUUGUGCACAUGAGUUCUCCUAAACUUGGGGCCCGACUAUUUGUUCUUGCUUCGAAGGCAGGCAUGAUAAGUAAAGACUAUGCAUGGCUCAUCACUGAUGGCUUAUCUAAUUCGUUAGAUGCCAUGGAUCCCAGGGCUAUUGAUUUGAUGGAGGGUGUGUUAGGCAUUAGGCCUCACAUUCCCAAGGCAAAACAUCUUGAAAACUUCAAAAAUAGAUGGAAAGAAAACCUUCAUGCCAUGAAGCGAAAUAGUCUAACCUCUGAUCAAGUAAAUAUACUUGGUUUGUGGGCAUAUGACACAAUAUGGGCACUAGCUAUGGCGACUGAGAAGAUUGGCCUGAUGAAUACAAGCUUUUUGAAGGCAACCUAUGGCAGAAGUUCAAUAGAUCUUACAAACUUAGGGUUGCAACCUUCAAUCUUGGAAAUUUUCAAUAUGAUCGGAACAGGAGAAAGAGUUGUUGGUUAUUGGACUCCUGAAAAGGGCUCAUCCCGAAACUUACACUCAAAUAAAGGAACAAGGGAUAAGCUGAAAAAGAUUCUUUGGUCUGGAGACUCCAUAACAAUACCAAAAGGUUGGGCUAUACCAGAACUGAAAGUAGCCAUUCCGAAGAAAAAUGGGUCCACUCAAUUUGUGGACAUUCAUUAUAAUCCUCAUACAAAUGAGACAAAAUGCCUUGGCUUCUGCUGUGAUGUUUUCUAUGCUGCCAUAGAAGGACUAGAUUUCCCGAAAGUGGAUAUGGUGGUGGGAGAUACAACGAUUGUGGCUAACCGAACAUCAUAUGUAGAGUUCACAUUGCCAUACUUAGAGUCUGGUGUGAUCAUGCUUGUUCCAAUUAAGUGUGAUAAACAUAGAAACAUUUGGAUUUUUGCUCAGCCUUGGCAUUGGGAUCUUUGGUUGGCAUUCAUCACAACUCUUAUCUUCAUAGGAUUUUGCUAG